AUGUCGCAGCCCAAUAUGAAACGCACAUUAGCGCCAGCGUCAUCGGACAGUGAUGACGAACCUAACCCGAAGCGCGUCAGAAGCGAAGGCAAAUCUCCACUGGAGGAUGAAGGCGCAUGGCGCAUCCUGUUCCAGUACCUCACCACUGAGAUGACCUAUCCUCAGAUGGAAGAGGACUUCAUAUCUUACCUUGGCGACAGAUACUGCGCGGAUGACUGGAAGGACGCCCGAGACGCGUUAUUCUCUGCUGACGACCUGAAUGAUAACGCAACUCCCUUGGCGAAUCUUCAGGUUUUGUACACGAAGCAUGUACCUCAGGCUUCUCUAUCGAAUAGGGCGGGCCCACCAGAAGAUUCUCAGGUCAUAGUAUCUGCACCGAGGACGCUUGGACGCUUGUCGGACACUCGCAAGAGCCAUACAAGCCGCCGAUCACGUCAACGACCCAAACCGAAGAAUCCCUUCAUCGACGCCAAAGCAGAUGAGGGCUCAAGCGACGACGACGACGACGACGACGAGGAAGAGGAGGAGGAGGAAGGGGGAGAGGAGGGCAGUCGCUCUCAGGUUCGGUCACCGAAGGUCACGAGCUUGCCAGGACCAUCAGGCAAACAGACUUUUUUGUCGGCAGUCGACAACAUCUUCAACGAAGUCAACACAUUGAAGUCAUCAGACAGGCGCCUUAAAGUUCCUUACAGAGCGGCCUGGUGCCCCGGCACGAUUGAAAGCAAGAUGUACCUACUGCAUGUUCACAGAACUGCAACUGACUAUAUCACUGCACAGCUUCGGAGCAAAGGACUUCCGGUCACCGUUUUGGCUUGGAUCCCAGGCCAGAUAUACAUGGUGUCUGAUAGCCCGAAAACGAUCGCGUCAUUCCUCCUGACCGCGCAUAAACAAUCUGUCCGAGAAUAUCUUCGUAUCUCAGACGAAGAACGUCAAGAGGUCGAACGUGCACGACCCAAACUUCCCAACCCGGGGUGGGUGCGAAUCAUUCAACGCGGCAAAUACAAAGGCGACAUAGCCUAUAUCUAUGAUUCCAAGCAGGCUGACGAUUUUGUCGUGGUCUUAAUCCCCCCGCGGUCUUUUCCCUAUCCCGUGUCUGAGAAGUCUGCGGCUGCACUGUUAGACAGAUGUCGACUCCCGGCAAAUGGUGCAGUAUCCGAUAUCACUCAUCACGGCGAAGUUAUAGGAUAUUCGUUCAAAGGAGAAAGAUAUUAUAUGGGGCUGUUACUCAAAAGAUUUCAUCAUUCUGACCUAGAGCUUGUGACGACCCCUCAUCCCGACUACAUUCGACUCCAUCUCCAAUCUGGAUGGGACACACCCUUCGUCAAAAGCAUUGAGCUGGCGUUCUCUAUGCAGUUCCUCCGCGUAGGCGAUGAGGUUAGGGUCAUCUCUGGAGAGAUUUGUUCAGAGAUCGGAAAAGUUGUCUCAACAGAUCAUGGGUUAGGUUGUGUGUCGGUGGAAUUCAAUUUCGAUAUUCAACAUCGAACGCAAGUAGACUUCCGACUUCGGGAUAUAGAACGCGUGUUUCGACUCGGCGAUUCGGUUCGAGUUAUAGCGGGUGUAUACUUGGGUUUGGAAGGUCACAUCGUUCAAAUGUCCGACAACGUAUUUCAUAUUUGUCAAGAGGCAACUAAAGAAGAGAUUGAAGUUUCGAAACACUACUUGGAUCGCCGUCCUCUGAAGCAUGUGCUGCAAAAACAGCUGUCAACGCAGCAAUUAUUCGAGCCUCCUCCUGAAACCAAUACAAUGGAAAUAGGGGAUUAUGUAGAGGUACUUGCCGGUCAGUACGUAGAGAAACACGGGAACAUCGCCUGGUUUCCUCCGGGAGAACCACCGUCUGUAUAUGUACGGGUGGACGACAAGAUAUAUAGUUCAGGACUGAUGAUGAUUGAAGUGCUUUUAGUCUGGGUUCAGCGGAUCCGCAUCGCCCAGACAAUAAAGUACACAAAGGACAAGGGCUAUGAUGUCAGGCCUGGAGAUUUUGUGACUGUCGCUCGCGGGCCGGAGUAUCAGAUGACAGGGGUCGUGCAAAGCGUCGACCUUCCAACAGCUCGCUUGACCCUAUCAUCUCAAACUGAUGGAACAUUGAUUAAUGUCCCCAUACGGUUCGUCGUGAAGAUACGCAACGCGAGCCUAGAUACCUUCAAGAGCGUUAUUGGCAAAGAAGUAUUCGUUAUCCGCAGUCAGCAUAAGGGCUACAGAGCCACGCUAUACAAUAUAGGGAGGGAGGAUUGCUCUGUUGCACUGCACGGGCAGAAGCAUAUACUACUCAAACUCCCAGAAGUGGCCACUAGUUAUGGAAUGCGGUUGAACGGUACAAUGCUCGAAAGACACGAGUUAGUUUCUUUCUGUGAAAUGCGGCAGAAAUCGUACUUGAAGCCACCGCCUCGAAGUGUCACUCCCCCACCCCAGAAAACGGCCUCCUCCCACUCUCUCACAUGUUCCAACAUGCUGCCUUCCAGCGCCCUGAACAACUGGACUGCCAGUUCCGAGGAUGUUGACGGGGCGAUAAACCAAUCAUUGGCCGUCGAUUCGUCCACCUCGUCUCAGACGAUACCUGACCCUUGGACUGUCGAUCCACAGGACAAUGAGGACAGACAGGAGAAAAUUCAACAUCAUGGCCCGCUACCUUGGUUAAUGAAGAAGGAGUUUGCCUCAACCUUACUUUCGUAUCACGUGGUGUUGAAAGUCUCACCGAGUUUUAUGGGGGGCAGGUUACACAAGCGGUUCGUAUCAACCGCAUGUCCAGACCCCUUCUGCGGUGCGAAUGGGCCCGCACCCGAGAAUUGUGUAGCAGCAUUUUGCACGUCCAAUGGCACGGGGGGCGCAAUCCAACACUAUCACAUACCUGCCCAUGACCUCAGUCCAGCUCCUCCACGCAAAAAGAACCAGCAGUGCCUUAUUUUGGAUGGGGAGCAUCGCGGGGCCAUCCUAACCAUAGCGAAGUGCAAUGUCAAAAAAAAUACUGUGGAGAUGUUUACAAAUACUAGUAUUACUACAGCUCCCUUCAAGCUAGUACUAGUUACUCUUCGUUUCGAUCAAAUAUGUCUCGUAGAACCUAUGUCACCUUCGAUCUGA
This is a messenger RNA of Suillus fuscotomentosus, 3075 nucleotides long. RefSeq lists its product as uncharacterized. The coding region runs from base 1 to 3075 and encodes 1024 amino acids. NCBI's taxonomy places the organism in Eukaryota, Fungi, Basidiomycota, Agaricomycetes, Boletales, Suillaceae. The transcript is spliced from 8 exons. The record is from RefSeq and is a predicted model, not a curated record.